GCUGCAACUUUCCCUGCUGCAGAUUUGCUGUAAACUACCUUCGGUAGCUAUAAUGACACCAGCCCUCAGAGAGGCAGCAACAAAAAGUCAUGGUAUCCACUUGUCACCUUCUUUGUCCUCUAGAGCUAUGGAGUCUGAUACAACUUUGUGCAUGGAAAAUCCCAGAGCAGUGGAAGAGAAGCUAAAAGAGGAUUCAAUCACACAGAUUACUUGCUCAGUCCUAGGGUUUCCCACCACUGAACCCAACUACAAUAAUGAUAUCUUCAGUGUAAAGCAUUUUGGUUCUCCACAGUCUUCCAAACAUUAUCAGUCUGUCUUGCUAAUGAGCGCAAAUUCUGCAUUAAAUAGCAAAAACGGUAAGCAAUGGAAAUUGGGAGAACACACGUGCUCCAAGGUGAAAAAUCCGUUACAUAACGGUGUUGCCACAACAUGCAGCCAAAUUAGUAAUUUAGAAGCAGAAGAACAGGUGAAAGGGGAAACUUUAUCGGAGACCAUGACCCAGAGUUUGGAAAAAAUACAGAGACUGUUGGAUUCAAAUGUAACUGAAUCUGGUAACGCAGAAGAAAUGCAGUUUCCAAAUGGGAAAUGGUUCUGGACGAAUGGUUUUUUGGGUAAAGCUUUAGCAAUACACACAGAGACAGAAAAAGGGCCUGCAGCGCACCAAGUUCUGCAUAAUCCUUUGGAAGCAGUUUUGGGCUGCUCUGCCACUAGUAAAGAAGAGGCGUUGAAUGCUCGUUUCCUUCAGUGUGUGAGUAAGCAGCAAGUUCUGUUCAGCCGGACCAAAAAAACUCAGAAACGGUUACAAAUGCUCCUGGGAAAACAUGUUGUCAAACACUGUGACCAGCAGCUGAAAUGCUUGGUGAAACUUCAGCUACAAAAAGUGAAGUUUUUUAAUGACUCAGCCAAAUUGUUGGAUGGUAUCUCCCUUGGAUGCACUGAAAAUAAGACAGAAAACAGUACAGCUAACUUGGAGAAUGAUUCAAGUAACAACACACACAAUGGAUUUUGUGUUGCACCUGGUGAAGUCCAGGGGGUUGCACUCUCUGCUUCAGGGCUGCUGUCUCGUGUGGAGAAAGAUCUGGAUUCUGAUGCAACUUGCAGCAGCAGCUCAGAUGAAGAUUGUGAUGAACAGACUGUCAAGAAAACGAUGGAAGCGAACAAAGUUUUAUCUUCUCCAAAUGUUUUAUCAGUGUCUGGAUUCCACUUCAGCCAGACUGUUAAUGUCCACAUUUCUAUGCAGAACCUCAUUUUCAUCAAGAACAACUGUAGUUCUGAAUGGAAGUGGCUUGCAGACAGAGCUAGAGCUGGCUGCCGCUGGACUUGGCUUCAAGCCCAGAUUUCAGAGCUAGAAUACAAAAUCCAACAACUCACUGACCUUCACAGGCAGAUACGUGCCACCAAGGGGAUGGUGAUCUUAGAAGAAUGCCUGCAUCCAAAAGGCAUUUUGAAGAAGCAAACACAAUUGACAGACCAAGAAGCUUUAUUAAACACUGCAGGGAAUUCUCAAGCUACUCUUAAGAGACAGGAUUCUUUGCCGGAACACGAUUUUGAAAUGUCACCCAGCAGUCCUACUCUGCUUUUACGAAACAUAGAAAAACAGAGUGCUCAGCUGAGUGAAAUCAUCAGUAGUCUAAUUGCACCGUUCAAUCUGUCUCCCACAUCUUCGCCUCUAUCUUCGAAAUCUGGUAAACACAAACAGCUGGUCAAUGGCAUUUCUUUCAGAGCUUCAGACAACAGGGAGGAAAUAUCCUCUAGUACUUGGAUACUUGAUCAGCAACACGUUAAAAAAAGAAGAAAAGAAAGGACAAGGCUGAGAUCUCCAUCUGUAACUCUUGCAAGCAUGUCUGCGCGAACAAGGCCACUUCAGAGAUUCCAGAAGAGGAAAUUAUACAGAAUGAACAAAGGUUGUUGUUGGAAUUCACAGGCUUUGCUGUCAAAAGAUGCCUCAUUUCUAUAUAAUGCACAGCUGCCUUGCAUGGUACCAGCCUCUACCUGGAGCAGUUAUGAGCAGAGUAUGAAAUCCAGAAUACUAAAACAUAUGCCAGAACUGGACUCUUCUUUCCAUCCUGUCUUAUCAUUCCCCUCAGAUAUUCCUAUUCAUAUGUAUUUUGAAGCAUUGUUAAAAAAGGACAAGAUCAAAGCAGAUCCAGUAGACACCUCAGCAUUAGGGGUGGAAUUUCAAACAUCUCCUUCUCGUGAUUAUAAUCAACAUAAUGCUUCUCUGAGACAAUGGAGCAGUGGAUAUUUACCAAAUUCUAAACCUCAAGCAGUAUCAGGAACAUCUGACCAGGUAUCAGAUGGAAGGAAAAAAAGGCAUCUAAGUGAGACAGCAAUAGGAGAAAGUAACAGUAGGUUUGAAGCAUUUUCCUUUCAGCAUACAGGACCAGAAUCCCUUAACAGUUUUACUGCAGUGACCAAUGUCAAUGUGCUAUCUAGAUCCACUUCAUCACAGCAUAAUGCGAGACGGAGAUUGAGAAGUGAGAGCUCAUAUGAUAUAGACAACAUUGUUAUUCCUAUGUCACUGGUCGCACCUUCUAAAUUGGAGAAGCUGCAGUACAAAGAAAUCCUUACUCCAAGCUGGAGAGUUGUUGACCUUCAACAUUUGGAAUGGCCUCCCAUAGGUAAAGAGGAGAUGGAAGACCUCUCAGAUGAAGCUUUUACUGCACGUCACACACAGUAUGAAGAGAGAGAGAAAACAAGAUGGUCAUUGUGGGAGCAGAGCCGCUGGCCUAGAAGGAAUAGCAGAUCUUAUAGCAAAAAUGCUGAUGGACGACAUGGACAAGAUCCAGUACAGAAAGAAAACCAUGGCAACUCCUAUGCUUCUCUGCACUAUUCUGCUGAAGCUACCCCUGAGCUUAUAUCAGAAACUCGCAGUUCUGUGUGCUUAGCGCUCCCACAAACUUCAACAGAAAACCAAGAAGCAAAGUCUGAGCUGUGGGAACUUCGGGUUUUUCCAUUAAAGGAUGAAGAAGUAGAAACCUUACUAUGCCAAGAUCAAAUAACAAAUCAGACCGAAAGUUCAAGUGCAGCUUUCCACAACGAUUCUUUCUGUACUUCAUGUACUCCCUCCAGUUUGUCAAACAAUGGCCAUCCACUGCAAAAACAAUCUUCAGAAGAGCUGGAAGACUGUACUAAUGUUUGCCUGGGAAUCAACAGUAUGAGAAAACACAGGUGACAGGGAAUAAUGUGGUUCACUAAGAAAGCCAGUUAAGGUGGAGAAAAGCGUAAGGUAAAAUCUCUUGUUCACACCACAAAUAACAGCACAAUUCAAAUCCUGUGUCAGAAGCAUAUAAUAUAUUUUCUUUCUUGCUUUGUAACAGGCAGGAAUAAUCCCAAAGGCAACACUUUCUUCUUCCUGAACCACAAGAGAAACUAAUUAUUUCAGCUUGGAAGUCUAAUAUUCCCAGUGUCGGGACUGGGUACAUCUAAAUUGCUGGCACCAUUCACUGCUUUCUUUUGUUAUAGUACCACAUUCUUUAAUAUCCAUCCACUUUUUUUCCAAAUUUUCUUUGGUCUUGAAGGAUUAAGGCAACAAUUUCAACUGAACACAGAAAAACUACUUGAAAAGACAGUAAGGAGGAAGGGGAACUUAAAUAUUUUUUCUUCUGUGGGAAAUGCCUGCCCUAUUUGAAAGGCUCAUCUGUAAUACUUGGAUAUUUGAGAACCUAAACCCUUAUAGUUAACUUGAAAUGUAUUACUUUCGCAGUUCCUGUCAAAGUUGUGGCAAGUUUCAUGGAGAAAUCCUCAAACACUAAUACAGGAAUACAUGAGAAUAUUUCAGUACUUCGUUUAUCUUUAAAAAUGUAGGCAGCUUCCAUUUCAGUCCCUUGGAGGAACCUAGUAGGGGGUGAGGAAAGAGAAGUGAAAUAUCACUGGUGCAUCCUUUUAAAUGUUAUUCUGGAUCACCAGGUGUUUGGAGACCUAACUCCUACAACAGCCAGUGUAUUCUAUAGAACUGUAUUAAAGAGAAAUACACUUGUUCCAGUUUCUAUGCAGUGCCUUACAUGCGUGCAAAAGCAGGCUUACUAAUCAGAAAAUAAAUGAUUAUUAAUAAAGUUAACUAUCAGGAAAAUAACCCCUUCUACUCCCUCCCUCCAGCUUUUUGUGGUGAUAUAUAUUGGUUUUUAAAUUCCUGGUCAAUUCACUUGUAAAACAAAAACAAGCUGUUUUAACAGAUAUUCCAGAUUACAGUGUUUAAACUCUCUCCACCGUCAAUUGAUGCUAACACAAGAUGAACCACAGAAGAAUUGAUUACACAGUGGUAUCUUUGUAGCAGAACAAUAAAUUGAUACAAGCAGAAUGUAGGGCUAAACGCUGUCAAGAAGUUUUUCUGUGUAGAACAGUUGAAGGCAAUUAUCUAGGUGUCUGUUCUUGUGCAAAUUUUCCUUAGUUUGUCAUAUCCAGAACUAAAUUGGUACUGGACAGAUGACCCAGUUUUAGUGUCAGCCUGUUGGUCAAAAUAACAGGAAAUAUACACUGGAUAUUAGGAAGAAAAGGUUCAGAAAUUUUAAGCACUACAACUUAUGGUAGAUUGUAGUUUUUUGCACAUUCUGAUUUAAAACACACACACACACACAC
Messenger RNA from Alligator sinensis (Chinese alligator), 4578 nucleotides. RefSeq names its product KAT8 regulatory NSL complex subunit 1 like (gene KANSL1L). Lineage: Eukaryota; Metazoa; Chordata; Crocodylia; Alligatoridae. Gene Ontology annotation, molecular function: histone acetyltransferase binding. The transcript has 16 exons. Bases 53 to 3175 code for a protein of 1040 amino acids. The record is from RefSeq and is a predicted model, not a curated record. Gene Ontology annotation, cellular component: NSL complex.